UCUGCAGGAGGUUCCUUCACACAGUUCCGGUUUGCUGACGAGAAAGAGUGGGCUAGAGAAAGCGUGUGCCAUGAGCAGUUUUCUGCAUUUUCUAUUGACUGCCAGUCUUUGGUCCAAGCCCUUCAGGAGUUGCCUCUCCACGUGAGGUUGAAUGUAGCUGCUGAACUUGUGCAGGCAUCCACACCUGUAGAGCUCCCACAGAUGAAAUCUAAAAUCAUUGAAGACAGCAAGAGGAGAGAGUUUCUGUUCCGACAGCCUCAGGCUCAAAGUCAAACGGUGCUGGUCUCCCAUCCCGUUGGUGAUUCUGUUGCUCCGUCAAAGCCUGGAAGUAAAAACGGUCCUAGGACAAGCGCAGCAGAACCACUUCAGAGAGCUCAUCCAUUAUCAAAGCAAGAGACUGACCAUUUGGAAGAAGAACUAGAUCUUCUCCUAAAGCUAGAUGCUCCCAUUGGUACAGAAAACAGCCCUGUGUCGGAUGCAUUACCCUACAACGCAUCAACUGAGAAAGAUUUGGAAAUGGGUUGUAAGGAGAAUGACCCUGUAAAACCAGAUAUGCCUGAGGAGAAGAGUACAGUGUCACAGCCACAGCAAAGUGCAUCUAAAGAUCUUACUGAGGAAGAGCUUGAAGACUGGCUGGACAGCAUGAUAUCCUGA
Mesitornis unicolor (brown roatelo) is the source of this 654-nucleotide messenger RNA. RefSeq names its product apoptosis, caspase activation inhibitor (gene AVEN). The transcript is spliced from 4 exons. The annotation marks the transcript as partial. Gene Ontology annotation, biological process: negative regulation of G2/M transition of mitotic cell cycle. The record is from RefSeq and is a predicted model, not a curated record. NCBI's taxonomy places the organism in Eukaryota, Metazoa, Chordata, Aves, Mesitornithiformes, Mesitornithidae.